AUGAUCACCAAAAUCCUGAACGGGUGGCGCAUCUCCUUCUUCUUCAACCUGAUGACCUUCAUCGUGCAGCAGCUGGGGCUGUACUACAUCCUCUUCGAGUACAACAAAUUCAUCCUCCUCCUCUGCACCUUCGACAUAUACAUUUUCAUCCACUUCUGCUUCAACAACUCCCAAUCCUUUGCGGCCGUCAAGGGAGGCAACUGCUGGAUCCUCUACGUGUACUCCAUCUCCUUCAAAGUCAUUUUUAUGUACUUUUUUGCCUUCAACGAAAAUGCCUAUUCAGAAGAAACAAACACAGAUUAUUAUAACAAGUGUGUUAUAUUUGCUCUCCUCAGUUUGAGUACACUCAUAUACACAGCUCUGUCUGUGAAGUCGUACAAACAGCUGUACCCAGACGAAAUGACCAUAACGAAUGAACAGAUUUUCCAUAACAAUUUAAUCCUCCACGUGGUGAUAGACCUCUUUGACAUUUUCGAGUUGCUGUUCACUUUGGUCAAGCUCUCAUAUAUUGUUAAAAACACCAAUUUUUGGAUUAAAAUAAUUGGAGGAGUCUUAAUUUCGUUUUCUCUCUACUUGAAUGCUUAUUCCUUUCCGAUUAUAUCCCUCGUGACAGAAAAGAACAGAAAAAAUUUGGAUCUCGGGGAUAUAUACUUCUGCAAAAAGCAUGCUGCUGUGAUUGGUAUCAUCCUAGUGGACAUCCCCUUUAUGAUUUUACGUCUUUACUUCCUGGCCUCCUACGUUUCGAAUGUACAUUUCCAACCCCUUUUAAUUAAGAACGUUUGUUUCAUCCCGAUCAAGUGCCUUACUAUAAAGCACUGCAAUUUGAUUUUCGAGAGGCUACGUCGAAAUAUAGAUCACACAGAUAAUGGUGGUCGAGUGGGACACACCCUCGCAAUCACCAAACAUACCAACAGUAAUAACAACACUAGCAAAUCGGAUGAUGGCACUCUCAUUCCGUAUGGCUCUUUUGGUGGGAAUAAGCCCAAUGUGGGAAAUCGCUCCUCAGGAGGGGUUCUGAAGAAACGAUCCAUUGUAUCAUUAAGCACCAUGGGGUGCAAUAACUCGUUGGAUAUCAAGUCGGUGCAGUCUAUGAGGAACGAGGUAGAUGUACCCACGGGGGACGCUGUCACUUCCAGGAAGAAGAAAGUUACAACUGUCACUGAUGUCAAGCAAGAUGGUGAACAAAUCAGCGGGAGUGGACAUACCCCAAUCUCUCACAACCUUUGCGAAUACUUCGAACACCUGGUGGAGAAUCAAGUAGCCACCUUCCGAAAGCUAAAUGUGAAGAAAAACAAAAUCGGGAAGAAAUUCGCCAUGAAUAAAUUAAUGUACACUAAUGUAUCCAACAAUGAAAGGUACCACUGCUAUUUGGAUGAUAGUCUGAAGGUCUCCUACCUGAACCAGAUACGCCUAAUCAUCCCUUAUGUAAUCUACUGUCUAGGAAAAAUAGCUAUGUCUAUAGUGAUUUACUUCUUCUAUACAAAGAUAAACAUCCAUGACUUGAAGAUAAUCCUAACACAGUCAGACAUGUAUUUCAAAUUGUUUGAGCAUAACCAUAUCAUGUUUAUCGUAUCCUUUUUAAUAAUUUUAGGCAACUCAGUUAUAUCCUUUUUGUGUUCUGUAUUUCUCUCCAGUAUAGUGGAGGUCCUAUUUUUUACUCUUUUCAUCUUCGUAAAGUGUACCUCCGAUUUUCUAUUCCUCCUCCUUCUCGUCUAUAACAACAUUUUUGAAAUUUUCUUGAGAAAUAUGAACAAGUCAGAAAAAUACGCGCCAUAUUUUUAUCUCCUUUUCGCA
Molecule: messenger RNA, 1794 nt
Organism: Plasmodium cynomolgi strain B
Lineage: Eukaryota; Apicomplexa; Aconoidasida; Haemosporida; Plasmodiidae
Exons: 1
Source: RefSeq, a predicted model, not a curated record